GAAAGAAAGAAGAAACUACAGCUUCCAAUACAGCUUUUAGCACAGUGGCAAGGGUGUGUAGGGACCGCUCCAACGUACCAGUACUACAACUCCCAGGGUAGCAACAUCUCAGCAGGGUGAAAGGAGGGGCUGAACUCUCACCGGAGGCGGGACCAGGCCAGAACCACCCAGACAGCUUCCAGAAAAGGGCGUGGACAUGUGACCAUCAGGAAGUUACCUGUAGAAUCUUUUACGGUGUUUUCUGUUCACAACCUUUUCAGCUACCCUUAAUCGGGAAGUCGUGGACCAAUGAGCCUCUUCUGAAAAAGAGGAGCCGGACAAGGGUGGUGGCAAAGAUUGGCUACUGUGUUCCCCAGGAGGGUUCAAUAGCCAUUCUUUACCUGCUGAGUCGGGUGAAGCGAUUCACCGGGCCGCAACCUGCAUCUAGGAAAAGGACGAAGAAAGUAGUCAUCUGUUCAUUUUGAAGACUAAACGCAGAACGCAUCAUCUGCAAGACCCACUUGUGGACUGUCUGCUGCCCUUGCUCCACCUCAGAAGGAAGGGAAAACUGGAGAACUUUGGGGAGCCAAGGAAAGGCCUGCCAGAGCUUAACUCGGAUCUGUUUGCGCUAGCCCCAAACGAUAGAGAUCCAUGGCUUCCACCGUAUGGGGCGGUGCCCCCUGGUGGGGCCCGCCACCCCCAGCCCCAGCCCGGCCGCUCACAGACGUCGACUUCUGCUCUGGCGCCCAGCUGCAGGAGCUGACUCAGUUGAUUCAGGAGCUGGGUGUCCAGGAGAGUUGGAGCGAAGGGCCCAAGCCUGCAGCUGAUCUUCUCCGAGCCAAGGAUUUUGUCUUCUCUUUGCUCGGUCUGGUUCACCGCCAGGACCCUCGUUUCCCACCCCAGGCAGAACUCUUGCUGCUUCGCGGUGGGAUUCGCGAAGGCUCCCUAGAUUUAGGGCAUGCCCCCUUAGGUCCCUACGCCCGGGGACCUCAUUAUGAUGCUGGCUUUACGCUCCUUGUGCCUGUGUUUUCUCUGGACGGCACUGGGCCAGAGCUGCUACUAGAUCUGGAAUCCUGUUAUGCAUGGCUCCGCCUUCCAGAGCUGAUGUGCGGAAUUUCCGUCCGGGAGACCUGGCAGGAUUGCCUAGGACCCCCUGUCGCAGAAGAAUGUGAUUUGACUCACCAAACCCAUAGCAAAGAAAGUCCCACGGACCAGGAAAGCUCCGUAGACCAGGCACAUGAUUAUGUCCCUGAGCCUGAGCCUGAGCCUGAGCCGCACACAUCUGUGGAAAAAUCAUCUAGUGACCUCUCAGGGUCCCACUCGCCUUACAAUGACAUCACCCAUCUUGAAACUCCUGAGCCAUUGAAAACACUGAGUAGUGACGCCUUGGAAGCCGACGAAAAGCCAUCCCCAAAGCCGUCGGAGGCUCCGAAGGCAUGGCCCACAUUAUGCCCUACCCAAGUGGCUGCCUGGUUCUUCGUUAAGCUGGCUGAGGUCGCUGAGUCCCUGAUCCCGGUCCCAGGCGCCCCGCGGCUGGUUCACGCAGCUCGCCACGCGGGUGUCACCACGGUCCUCCUGGCCACUCCAGAGCCCCCACGCCACCUCCUGCUCUUCGACCUGAUCCCGGUGGUGACCGUGACAGGCUGGCCUGACAGGGCUCGGAGCCACUCGUGGGCGGGUCCACUGGUCUCGGAGUCGGCUUCUUUCUACCUAGUGCCGGGCAGCCACCCGGAGCAGCAGGGCACCCCUGGAUGGCAGCUGUGCUUCGCCCGCCAGGAGCUGGCGCUCAAAGCGCGCAUCCCAGCGCCGCUGCUUCAAGCACACGCGGCGGCCCAGGCGCUGCUGCGCCCGCUGGUGGCGGGGACCCGGGCCGCCGCGCCCUACCUCCUGCGGACCUUGCUCUACUGGGCGUGCGAGCGGCUCCCUGCGCUCUACCUGGCGCGGCCCGAAAACGCCGGCGCUUGUUGCCUUGGGCUACUGGAUGAGCUGAGCCGAGUGCUCGAGGCCGGGACGCUGCCUCAUUAUUUUGUGAGCGGCCGAAAGCUCUGUAUGGGCGAGGGCUCCGCUGCCCUGCGCGGGGCAUUGGCCCAGCUCCGCGGAGACCCUGCCCAGGCCUUGCGUGAGGCGGUGGAGGAAGCCAAGGUUGCCCGCAAAGGGGGCGGUUUAGCGGGCGUAGGGGGCGGGACCCAUUAAAGAGUCUACUCUUCGGGAA
Onychomys torridus (southern grasshopper mouse) is the source of this 2191-nucleotide messenger RNA. RefSeq names its product transmembrane protein 102 (gene Tmem102). The record is from RefSeq and is a predicted model, not a curated record. The coding region runs from base 631 to 2172 and encodes 513 amino acids. Lineage: Eukaryota; Metazoa; Chordata; Mammalia; Rodentia; Cricetidae. The transcript has 2 exons.